Molecule: messenger RNA, 1914 nt
Organism: Gorilla gorilla gorilla (western lowland gorilla)
Lineage: Eukaryota; Metazoa; Chordata; Mammalia; Primates; Hominidae
Gene: MTRFR
Product: mitochondrial translation release factor in rescue
Exons: 3
Coding region: 508-1008 (166 amino acids)
Biological process (GO): translational termination
Cellular component (GO): mitochondrion
Molecular function (GO): translation release factor activity
Source: RefSeq, a predicted model, not a curated record
GCCUGUGUACUUCAGGGGUUUUUUGGUUUUGCUUUUUAACUUGUAUUUUUGUUUUAUAGGUCCUGUGUGAUUUAUGCUUUAAAGAGGUUCUGUUUUGAUGUGUUUCCAGGAUUUGUUUCAAGAUUUAGAGCUCCUUUUAGCAGUUUUUGUAGCAGUGGCUUGGUAAUGGUGAAUUCUCUCAGCAUUUGUUUGUCUGAAAACAACUAUCUUUUCUUCAUAUGUGAUACUUUUUGCUGGAUACAAAAUUCUUGGCUGAUAAUUGUUUUGUUUGAGGAGGCUGAACAUAGGACCCCAAUCCCUUCUAGCUUGUAGUGUUUCUCCUGAGAAAUCUGCUGUUAAUCUGAUAGGUUUUCCUUUAUAGGUUACCUGGUGCUUCUGUCUCACAGACUCUUAAAAUUCUUUCUUUCAUUUUAACUUUGUCCGGAAUUGGUGGGUUCUUGGUCUUGCUGACUUCAAGAAUGAAGCCACGGACCCUCAUGGUCCUCAGCCAGCAGAGCCACAUUCCUUAUGAGCACCGCGGGUUUAUUUCAUUUUCCUACACCACUGACCCGAAUAUGCCCGGCGCCAUGGGGACUCCGGCUUUGGGAGAAGCUGACGUUGUUAUCCCCAGGAAUAGCUGUCACUCCGGUCCAGAUGGCAGGCAAGAAGGACUACCCUGCACUGCUUUCCUUGGAUGAGAAUGAACUCGAAGAGCAGUUUGUGAAAGGACAUGGUCCAGGGGGCCAGGCAACCAACAAAACCAGCAACUGCGUGGUGCUGAAGCACAUCCCCUCAGGCAUCGUUGUAAAGUGCCAUCAGACAAGAUCAGUUGAUCAGAACAGAAAGCUAGCUCGGAAAAUCCUACAAGAGAAAGUAGAUGUUUUCUACAAUGGUGAAAACAGUCCUGUUCACAAAGAAAAACGAGAAGCGGCGAAGAAAAAACAAGAAAGGAAAAAAAGAGCAAAGGAAACCCUGGAAAAAAAGAAGCUACUUAAAGAACUGUGGGAGUCAAGUAAAAAGGUCCACUGAGAAAAGAAUUACAGAUUCCAACUGACAGAAUCUGCCAGAAGCUCCCAGGGAAUAAUGGUGGCGAGUUCCAUCACCAGCAUUAUUAUAGUGCUUCAAAAGAAAUAUUUUUGAUGAACUUAAAAGACAACAAAUUUAUUUAAAUGGUGCACUAAACUGUAGUGAACAGAGACAUGCAUGAUUCAAGAAUAAAACUCGGCCGGGCACGGUGGACGGUGCCUCACACCUGUAAUCCCAGCACUUUGGGAGGCCGAGGCGGGCGGAUCACUUGAGGUCAGGAGUUUGAGACCAGCCUGGCCAACAUGGUGAAACCCCGUCUCUACUAAAAAUACAAAAAAUUAGCCAGGCAUGGUGGCGGGCACCUGUAAUCCCAGCUACUCGGGAGGCUGAGGCAGGAGAAUUGCGUGAACCUGGGAGGCAGAGGUUGCAGUGAGCUGAGAUCGCACCACUGCACUCAAGCCUGGGCAACACCUGGGUGAUAGAGCGAGACCCCAUCUCAAAAAAAAAUAAAACUAGGUCAAGUGCAAUGACACACGCCUAUAAUCCCAGCACCUUGGGAGGCUAAGACAGGAAGAUCACCUGAGCCCAGGAGCUCAAGAUUGCAGUGAGCUAUGAACACCACUGCACUCCACCUGUCCACUUGUUCUUGUGUGACAGAACAAGACCCUGUCUCUAAAAAAUAAGAUAAAACCAUAAAGAAACACAGUCAGUACUAUACAAGAAUAAUGGCUACUUCUAGAGGGAAGGAGUUGUCAUUGUGAUGAGGCACUUGGAGAGGUUCUGGGGUGCCUGACAAAGUUCUGUUUCUUCACCUGGGUGGUAGUUAGAAGGGUGUCCCCGUAUUUCAAAUUGUACCUUUGUCUGUGUGAUUGUAUCUGUUUUGUAAUAAUAAAAUUUUUUUUGUAAUUA